AUGGCUCGAAUUAUGGUGAAGCGUGUCAAGUAUGUCAACGGGAUUCCUUGCGCCAACUUAGACGAGCUUCUAGCGAUCUUCGAGAAGGAUAAACGGUUGCCGUCCGUAAUGUGUGGUAGUGGUGGAGAAGAAGACCUGCAGCCAGAAAUCGUGGAGGAAGACGAGGAAAUAGAAGUCGAAAGCGAGGAAGAAGACAUCCGGGCGGUCGAACCCCCUGCUCCAGCAACACCUCUUCUGAGCAACCGCAGGAUCAUCUCUCCCGAGCCCGACUCGUUCGACAUUCCUUCAUCACUUCUGGUUCGAGGAGGCGAUAAGUCGUCUUCUCGCGCCCUUCAAAACUCAUUGCCUCACAGUAAAGACGCAUAUAUCUCUGCUCAGAAAUUACCGCUACGAAUCUUUUUACAUGUCAAUGUUUCUAUGGCUUUUGCGUCGAAUCCUCCAUUUGUCUUUCAUCCCCCUGCUUUCCCGUACAACGCGAAUCCGUCUCCAUACACUCUCUUAUGCCUCAGAUGUCUGGCGCAGCCUGCGCUCGAAGACUCGAGUCGAGUCUACCGUGCUGAUAUGGACUCGUCUCGAUCUCUUCAUUGGAACUUGUAA
Molecule: messenger RNA, 597 nt
Organism: Guyanagaster necrorhizus
Lineage: Eukaryota; Fungi; Basidiomycota; Agaricomycetes; Agaricales; Physalacriaceae
Exons: 4
Coding region: 1-597 (198 amino acids)
Source: RefSeq, a predicted model, not a curated record